AUGGCGGCCAAUGGUGUUUGGCAAUGGCCUCAAAUGGCAUCGAACCCACUCUGGACAGAUCUGGUGGUGGACCCAGGCCACCCUCCUUCUCGCGAAGACCUCAGGGCCCCAUGCUCGCUCGAUUGCUUGCGUCCCCUCCUGAGCGGCAGUGAUUCAAAAAGCUUCGACGUGGAAUCCAGAAGCUCUGGAGCCCAUGAGCGGUGGAGUCUUCCCGCUGAGGGACGCAGAUUUGGAGGACCCCGUUUCCUCGCCCCCAGGGUUUCAACGUCGUUGAAGCGUGAUGCAGCUGUUUCUGUGGCGCUUGUUGAAUGCCGACCGGACCGCAUCAUCGAGUCUCAGGUUUCCCUUAAAGACGAUGCCCAUGACCGAUACGCCCCUAGCUCCCCUCCCAGACUUGAAUAUGACCAACGCUUUCGUCGGACAACGGCCGAAGGGGAGCGAGCUCAGGAGAGCCGACCUUCGCCAUCUUGCGAAAAUUGUCCGCCGGAGCAACCCUGGUACAACAACUUAACUUGCUAG
This is a messenger RNA of Trichoderma harzianum CBS 226.95, 519 nucleotides long. RefSeq lists its product as hypothetical. Lineage: Eukaryota; Fungi; Ascomycota; Sordariomycetes; Hypocreales; Hypocreaceae. The record is from RefSeq and is a predicted model, not a curated record. The coding region runs from base 1 to 519 and encodes 172 amino acids. The transcript has 2 exons.